CCACUCCCACAGACGAGCUCUGUGCUCUCACUCGCCCGUUUAGCUUGAGUUGCUUCAGAUGCUGCAGCUACCGUAGUCGCUCUAUCUCCCCAUAACAGCAGUCAUGGCGACAGAGGUCCAACCGCUCACUCUGGAUCGAGAUGUAGCCAGGGCGAUUGAGCUGCUGGAGAAGCUACAGGAGUCCGGGGACGUCCCGGGUCACAAGCUGCAGUCCCUGAAGUUGGUGUUGCAGAGUGAGUUCUGCACAGCCAUUAGAGAGGUGUACCAGUACAUGCAUGAAACAAUCACAGUCAAUGGCUGUCCGGAGUACCAGGCACGGGCUACAGCGAAGGCCACAGUUGCAGCCUUUGCGGCCAGCGAGGGUCACUCUCACCCCCGAGUGGUGGAGCUGCCCAAGACGGAGGAGGGGCUGGGCUUCAAUGUGAUGGGCGGCAAGGAGCAGAACUCUCCCAUCUAUAUCUCCCGUAUCAUCCCAGGGGGCUUGGCUGAGAGGCACGGGGGCCUGAAGCGAGGGGACCAGCUCCUGUCUGUCAAUGGCGUGAGUGURGAGGGGGAGCACCACGARAAGGCGGUGGAGCUUCUGAAGGCAGCCAAGGACAGUGUGAAGCUGGUGGUACGCUACACGCCCAAGGUCCUGGAGGAGAUGGAGGCGCGCUUCGAGAAGCUCCGCACGGCCCGCCGCCGCCAGCAGCAGCAGCUCCUCAUGCAGGCUCAGCAGCAGCAGAACCUCACUACCCAGCAGAACCAUAUGUCGUAGGCUGUUCCAAAAGAAGAAGAAGUGAAGGACACUGAAAGGAAGUUUCUAAGUCCAUCUCUGUGCGGAGGAUCCCGAAGGAACCACCUGGUAGAGGAGAAUAUGAUACUGUUAAGCAGUGAAGACUCUCUCUCCCCCUUCAAUGUACUGCCAACAGAGUGAAGCACAACUGAAAGAUAUGUGUUCUGAAAUGUAAACAAUGGUGCUUGUGACUUGAGAGAUUGGAGGCUAGCACUGAAACUCAUCCUUUUAACUUUUAUUUUGUUUGUGUUCAUUUUAAGUUGUCCUCUAACAGUUGAAAGUUGUAACCCUCCACAAUGCUCCUUGUCAUUUGUGAUAGUUUACUUMUUUCUGUUAUAUAUUUUGAAUUCAUUUCACUUGUUUCCUGACUUUGGUUUUGCUAUAGCUUUGUACAGUGAUAUUUCUAUGUCUAUUGUUUCUUCUAUGGGAGCUUGUCUGUGUGUGAAUGAACAUUGCUUUUUUUGUGUCCAACUUGUCCUGCUUUGGAUAAACGUGAACUCUUUUUUUACCUUAUAUAUAUUGGAGCGAGAAAAUAUUUUGUAUUGAAACUUGUAGAUUUAGCAAUAACAGACUUUCGUUGGUUUUACAUUUCACAUAAAAGUAAUGAUUAGAGAUAUACAGUAUGUGGGAAAGAUACAAAAGUUAACAAUGUAAUACUAGGUCAACUGUAUCUUAUGCACUGUGUGUCAUAAGGCAGCUUCUGCCAUUAAAAUCAAACGGCUGUUAAAAGA
Messenger RNA from Salvelinus sp. IW2-2015, 1506 nucleotides. RefSeq names its product protein lin-7 homolog A. Gene Ontology annotation, molecular function: L27 domain binding. Gene Ontology annotation, cellular component: synapse; cell-cell junction; basolateral plasma membrane. The record is from RefSeq and is a predicted model, not a curated record. Gene Ontology annotation, biological process: protein localization to basolateral plasma membrane; maintenance of epithelial cell apical/basal polarity; neurotransmitter secretion. NCBI's taxonomy places the organism in Eukaryota, Metazoa, Chordata, Actinopteri, Salmoniformes, Salmonidae.